GGGGCAACUUAGUGGUGUUGGGGCUUGAACCAGCAGAAUAAAAGUUGUUUUGUGAGGUUUUUAUACUGAGAUAAGAUAAGAAAAACUGCUUUCUUGGCUUUACUGUUUGUUUUUACUUCGAUCAGGGACACAAGAGGAAUGAACUGCAUGUUUACACUCGAGGCUUCAGAACUGAACAGAACAGAAGAGGGAAAUUCCACAUUUCUUCAUGUUCACUUUCUCUUUCAUUUUGAGAUUGUUCUCGUGUUUUCUGGUUUUCUGGUUCUCAGCACUUCCUCAGACUCACUCACACUAAACCCACCUCACAUCAGGCGCUGAAGGUUCAGAGUCGUUUCACUGCAGAGAAGCAGAAGUUCAGCUCUUCAUCAUGGGAUCUCUGGUGGUUUUUUACAUGUCACUUCUAGCCUGCAUUUUUGGAGAUGUCAUGAAGAUUGACACCACCGGAGCCUCGGCACAGACGGCCCGCCAAGACAAACUGACCGUAACAGGUGUGGCGGCGUCGAACAAGCUGGCCGAGCACGACCUGCAGAGGAUGGCGCAGUACAAGGACCUCAUCGUCAAGGUCGGGCAAGCCAAGCAGAUGGACCCGGCGGUGAUCGGCGCCAUCAUCUCCAGAGAGUCCAGGGCUGGAGCCGCGCUGGUGGACGGCUGGGGCGACCACGGGAAAGCCUUCGGCCUCAUGCAGAUCGACAAGCGUUACCACACCCCUCGAGGAACCUGGAACAGCGAGGAGCACCUCACACAGGGCACCGAGAUCCUGAUCGACCUCAUACGGGCAAUUCAGCGGAAAUUCCCCUCCUGGCCCAAGGAGCACCAGUUCAAAGGUGGAAUCUCGGCCUACAACGCCGGCGUGGGAAACGUCCGCACCUAUGAAAACAUGGACGUCGGGACCACAGGGAACGAUUACGCCAACGACGUGGUGGCCAGAGCCCAGUGGUACAAACGCAACGGGUAUUAAGGAAACGCCCGCGGACGCCGCGUAGCAUCGUGUGAUGAUGUGGGCGGUGGUUUGAGGAACGUACGUUUUCCGCCAUGAGCUGCUGAUGCUUUAGCUUGCUAAAAUUACGCAAAUACACUAUAUGGACAAAAGUAUUGGGACGCCCCUCCUAAUUAUUGAGUUCACAGAUGCAUGAAAUCAAGUCUGUUUAGGGAAGGACGCUUGCCUGAGAACCACUGGCAUGAUUUGGAAUCUUCAACAUGAGUGCCUCAUCUCAGGUAUUCUGUCCACUGAAGAGGCACAAAUUCCAACAGGCACACUCCAAAGUCUUGUGGAAAACCUUCUCCAAAUAAAUAAAGGCUGUCGUUUCCUUAAAAAAGAGGGUGUUUGGGCACUCAGGGGGCGCAGCUGUAAAACCUACACACCUAUACGGACAACACUUGGCUUGUUCGUAGUGAUUCUUCAUAACUGCUGCAGUUACGCCCUCUGCUGGCUUAUUGAGGCGCUGCACAGACGGGGGAUAACGGAGAUUUGCGCGUGACUCUCCGUGCGUGAUACGGAUCUCUGUAUGACCCCGUCUGAUGCAGGUGAAAAGAAGCGGUCUGUACCAGUUACAUCUGCAGCAGUAGAGAUGAAGCAAAAUGAAAAUAGGGAGUUGGAUACGACUAAAUUGGCAGGAAAUUGGGGGAAUAAGAGGAUGUUAGGAGUGUCCGGAUACUUUUGGUCGUGUAGUGUUUAUAUGAUCAUGGAUCAUCGUACUAAACAGGAUAAUUCAGCUGUAUUAGAGCUGCGUUUGCGCCUCCUACUGAUUAUUAAAAAUACGUUUUAUUUUUUACGCUUUAUGAUCAUUUUUAGAAUUUCUGGCAUUAAAAUUUCUCUUUCAAAACUCA
Molecule: messenger RNA, 1827 nt
Organism: Trichomycterus rosablanca
Lineage: Eukaryota; Metazoa; Chordata; Actinopteri; Siluriformes; Trichomycteridae
Product: lysozyme g-like
Exons: 6
Coding region: 368-958 (196 amino acids)
Biological process (GO): peptidoglycan catabolic process; defense response to Gram-positive bacterium
Cellular component (GO): extracellular region
Molecular function (GO): lysozyme activity
Source: RefSeq, a predicted model, not a curated record